Molecule: messenger RNA, 480 nt
Organism: Brachypodium distachyon (stiff brome)
Lineage: Eukaryota; Viridiplantae; Streptophyta; Magnoliopsida; Poales; Poaceae
Exons: 4
Biological process (GO): cell redox homeostasis
Source: RefSeq, a predicted model, not a curated record
UGUUCCUUCAAGGUGCCAGCUUGGAACCACAAUGUGAUCAAAGGUCAACUCCUCUUGCUCAAAGAAAAGGUCGCUUCAACUGGUCGGCAUAUCACCAAAACUGUACCAGAAAAGUCAAUAGAUAUAAAAACAUGGAGUUUUACUUGCUUAGAGAUGGUUAAAUUACAAAAACCAAUGCUUUCAGAAGACUACCUGCUAGGAAAAUAUUAUGUACCUCUUUUCUUAAUAUUCACAAAGGUAUGUCAAUUAGCUGGGAAGCAUCCACAGCUGCAAUUUCUUAUAGGCAGCCAUGAUGAACAGAAAGAGAUUUGUCAUAGGCUCAAUGUCCAUGUAUUGCCACUGUUCCAUUUUUACAGAGGUGCAGAAGGUUGUACCUCUAGCUUUAGCUGCACCAUUUUAACUAAUCACAGGCUCAAAGAUGUGUUAAAAAUGCAUGCACUUCAGCCAGAGAAGGUCGGACAGGGCAGGACAAGGGCUUAG